This is a messenger RNA of Pecten maximus, 2544 nucleotides long. Its product is annotated as neuronal acetylcholine receptor subunit beta-4-like. Gene Ontology annotation, cellular component: membrane; synapse; neuron projection. The coding region runs from base 302 to 1609 and encodes 435 amino acids. The transcript has a single exon. The record is from RefSeq and is a predicted model, not a curated record. Gene Ontology annotation, biological process: monoatomic ion transmembrane transport; regulation of membrane potential; chemical synaptic transmission. Lineage: Eukaryota; Metazoa; Mollusca; Bivalvia; Pectinida; Pectinidae. Gene Ontology annotation, molecular function: transmembrane signaling receptor activity; neurotransmitter receptor activity; extracellular ligand-gated monoatomic ion channel activity.
UACGUGGUUGUAUAUAUUUUGAUGUACUGUGUUUAGAAUAUCCAGUUAAGAAUUUACUCGCUGAAAUAUAUAUCACAGUACAUGUAGCAAAUUUGGAGUAUAUAGAUGAUUAUUUGAAAUUCGAAUUCAUCUUUGAGGACGGAAUCUACUUACUUCUUAUUUAAGGAAAAUAUAACAUUUUGUUCCAAAUGUGCCGUAUACCGCAUGAUGGAAACGCCUACGCCACGAUUAAAAAUUGACGUGGAGUACCUUGUAAGAAUUAUUUGGAAAAAUAAUUCAAUACCAGGCAUCUAAUGACACUAUGGGUGCCAAUAUAUUGUUAUAUUUACUUGGUGUGAUAUUGACAUUCUCGUGUCCUGCUACACCGUACACACACGACAAUGUGAAAGCUCUUCUUACAAACAUUUUCACAACUAACUCGUACAACAAGAUGGUUCGUCCAACAGCAGAUCAAUCACACUCAAUAACUAUGUUCUUGAACCUUAAUCUUGUGGGAAUAACCAAUAUUGACGAGGUACAAGAAAAAAUGACAACCACGGCAUCCCUUGAAGUGUUUUGGAUUGAUGAGUAUAUGAUUUGGGAUCCGGCUGACUACAACGACACUGAUAUACUUUAUGUACCUCAGAAAAAUAUCUGGAAGCCAGAUAUUGCUUUGGACAAUGGCUUUACUAAACUGGAGGAACUUGGAGACGAUUUUUUAUUGACAAGAAUAUACCACGAUGGCACCGUGGAGUGGCGACCGUACGAUGUGUUUGAAACAAAAUGUUCUAUUGACAUAACAUACUUUCCCUUUGACAAACAAAAGUGCGACAUCAUAUUUGGAGUUUGGAUGAGCCCGCUGAGCGCAAUUGACGUUGAGCUAGGUAAAAGAGGCAUCUUACUUGAUUCAUAUCAAUCCAAUGGUGAGUGGGAUCUCCUAACAACGUCUGCUGAAGCUUCAGAAUCACAACUAGAUGGCGCUGUUGUCACCUUCUCUAUAACGGUAAAAAGAAAGCCCCAAUACAUUCUCAACAACGUAGUGCUUCCUAUCGUCAUGUUGUCACUGCUUUCGGUGUUCGUAUUUGUCCUACCUGUUGACUGCGGAGAGAAGAUGGGCUAUAUUAUGACAGUUUAUCUAGCCUUUGCUGUCUUUCUGACAAUAGUUAGUGGAUCACUUCCGGUAAGCUCUUCUAUGUCGUUACUGAGUAUAUACCUGACAUUACUGCUCGUUUUAGGAACAGUUAUUGUUAUGAUUACUGCGUUGGAGCUUCGCAUUCACUACCGCGAUAGUUCGCGUGAAAUACCUAAGAUUGCCAAAUACAUGGUACGGUUUAGCAAAUGGUUGCGGUGUAUUAGGCCAAACAAGAUAUCUCAAGUCGUGAGUAAGAUCGAAUACAGUCUCUCAAAUGUCAGGGAUACAACAGAAAACGAAACGACUGCAGAUGCCAUUAGACCGAUUAAAAAGAAUGCAUUUUGUGAACCUGAAGUGGUUGAAGAGAUCGUCUGGCCAGAUGUGACGUCCGCAAUCGAUUUCUUCUUCUUCUGGUUUUUCAUGCUGAUAAAUAUAAUAGCAACGGUUUGUAUAUUUACAGAUGGCUACAUCAAGAGUGACAAACAAGCCGCUGUGUAGGUGUAUUUUUAGUCUUUAGCAGGCGAAUAAGUUUACAUGGUACAGUAUUUCUCGUACAAUAUACUGUUAUCUUAUCUUUUUUUCUUAAUUUUUGCAUUGAAAAAGCAUGUCUUACUGUAAAAAUCUAAACUCAAAAUUAUAGAACGGACUAUAAUUUCAUUAAACGUUAUUUUAGAUCGCCAAUUUAAACUGUUAGUGAGCAUGCUAAUAGUUCGAGUAAUACGGGAUAUUCGAGUUAUUAGAGACUAGACCUACUCCAACAAUGUUAGAGGUUUUACACGGCGAGAUACUUUUAACAGGCGCCGUGUCGCAGUCGGCAAAAUCAUAUCCGACAUAAAAAGAGCCGACCAGCGGCCUCUUAUGUUAUAGGAGUAAGGCUAGACCUAGACCAUUAUAGGUAAUGGUCGUAUGAGUGUUACACUGUCCACACUGAAUGGCUACUAUGUAACGUCACCGUGAUUUAUUACGAUUUAUUUUCAGUUGCCGUAUUGCAAAAAGAAGACAUGUAAAGAUUUAACAACAUUCAAUUAUUAUUUAAAGAAAUAUAAACCGAUCGAUUUAUUCAUCCAUUUUCAAGUAAAUGAUUUGUCUAAAUCAUGGCAAAGGCCUACCCAAUUAUCCACCGUACUAUCCGUUCUGGUUAAUAGGUGCGAAGAGUAACUUUUGUUCGAUAUCGCAAGAAAACUUCAUUUAAGCCCUGCCAAGUAAUUGAUGAUGGUGUGUGCGAUACAUAUUUACGUUGUACAGUGCAUAACCUUCUAUUACCUUUGCUACAUGCUGUCAUUCCGUAAUUUGGUUUUACACAAAAAUUGGAACUUCCGUUUGCGUUCAAAAAGACUUAUUAGAAAUGUAUUCAUAUAACAAUUUUAAUGAUGUAGAUGGUAGAGAAGGCGACUAAUCAAGUCAACCAUUAUUAUUUCCUGUUUUGACGGGAC